Molecule: messenger RNA, 1077 nt
Organism: Folsomia candida
Lineage: Eukaryota; Metazoa; Arthropoda; Collembola; Entomobryomorpha; Isotomidae
Exons: 3
Coding region: 115-891 (258 amino acids)
Source: RefSeq, a predicted model, not a curated record
UGGGAAAAUUUUUUCAAUCUGACGUCUCAAAUUUCUGGGGGGAAUCGAUACUAUAAACGAUUCAUAAUUGAAUUUUGCCUAUUUUUUGGAAUAAUUGGAUACUGGAGUUUGGAAAUGUACUACUUUGUGUAUUCAAAGAUUGGGAACGAUUACCAGUACUUGUUUCUCAUGGUGACCCCGGUCGUCGUGGGGUAUUACCACUCGACCUUUGCCUUCCUCCAAGUUUACGUGAUGAUUUGGUAUUUGGAAAUUUUGAAACAAAUUCAUAUCAGCGCGAGAAGAAAUCUAGGGAGACAAAAAAUUGUUGGAAAUCGUAUUUCAACCCCAAACUUGCACCCAUAUUUCGAUAACGAGGAAACAUUGAUCGAAGCCAGUUCGAAGAACUUGAUCGAUCUCUAUGCCCAGGUGGACGUGCAAAUUAAGGAUUUCGGCAAACUGUUCGGCUCCUGGAUAACGGUGGAUAUUGGACACAGCGGGUUACGAAUAAUUUUUUCUGGCUAUUUUAUCGCGUCUCUGCUCGGAAAGGAUGAGCCCAGGUUGAUGCAAGUUGUCCAGAAUUUCCUCACCGUGAUGGUCUACUUUUACCUGGUCGUCAUGGUGGCGAAAAGAGGCUCCGAGUUGGGGGCGAAGAGUGACGAGAUUGUGACCGAUUUGGACGCUCUUGCCCGGCGGGAAGGUCUGAAUGGAGGAGGGGAAUUAAAAUUGAGGGGCAUUCGGGUCAAGACGAAAUUCAUGACGGUGGAUUUAGGCAUUGUGAUUCCGAUAGUGGCAACCAUAACGACAAAUUUGUUGGUGCUGAUUCAAUUUCAUAGUGGUGCGAGAGGCGAACAAUACCCUCGUCGAAUAGUUGACAUGAAACUUUCACGAAGAUCUUUAAACGUACAUACAUAAAUGAGAAUAUUUAGCAAGUUAACGAACGAACCACACAUUUAUUGAAAUUCAUUAACUUGAUUUAUACAAAAUUUAAUGAGGUGGUCCAGCACGUGGUAACAUUAUCACUUAUAAAUAUGUAAAAAGUAAACAUUUUGAACAUACAUAUUUCAUUAAUUGGUAAAACUAAUAAAAAAAUUUAUAAAA